CUCAGAAAGUUACAGAGAAAGAAGGUAUAAAGGAGAGACGCAAACCGUACUACUUUUAUCGUUCAAUUCACAUGUGAAUCGUAUCGAGUGUCGUCGGGAUGCGUUUUUGCAUAGUUUUUUAUAUAAUUUUUUUAUAUACGACGACAUUUAAUAUAAUCAAUGAGGUUGAGUGUACAAUCAUAACAGACACAACAAGGACUUUACCGUCUGAUUUUUGGCCAUCUGAUUGGUGGAAAACCUUACGGAAUCUCUUUUCAAAUGAUGGACUUUGGAAGUUGCAUAAAAAUACUGAAGCCGGUAUUCUCAGGCUGGUUUCUCCUUUGAAUGGAAAAACCGGUCCUAUGAUGAUUACAUUCAAGCCCGAAGACGGUCCACGAGCUUCUUACGCAUAUCAGCAAAGAUUUGGAUUUCGUGGUCGCAGACUCAUUGAAUUACUGGGAACCGGUUUUAAUACCUAUCAACGAGGAAUCAAGCGACCUUUGUUAGCAUUCUCACUAACUCCACCUUUUCCAUCUUCUUGGCAAACGUUUUCAGGAGAUCUCUCUUAUGAAAUAGUUUAACAAUAAUAAUGAUGGUGAUAAUGAUUGU
Molecule: messenger RNA, 588 nt
Organism: Vespa mandarinia (Asian giant hornet)
Lineage: Eukaryota; Metazoa; Arthropoda; Insecta; Hymenoptera; Vespidae
Source: RefSeq, a predicted model, not a curated record